Molecule: messenger RNA, 3076 nt
Organism: Lathyrus oleraceus (garden pea)
Lineage: Eukaryota; Viridiplantae; Streptophyta; Magnoliopsida; Fabales; Fabaceae
Product: pyrophosphate-energized membrane proton pump 3
Exons: 15
Coding region: 461-2866 (801 amino acids)
Biological process (GO): proton transmembrane transport
Cellular component (GO): membrane
Molecular function (GO): diphosphate hydrolysis-driven proton transmembrane transporter activity; inorganic diphosphate phosphatase activity
Source: RefSeq, a predicted model, not a curated record
AUCUUCAGUUUUUUGUUCUUAAGAAACAAAAACCGUGCAAUAAAAAUUAAAUUAAAUAAAAAAUUGAAGAAAAAAAAGAAAGAGCUUCCGCUUCGUGUAUGUGACUAUGUCUCUGUGUGGACUCUGAGAAGAGAUUAAGCUAAACGCGAUUUCGAAACCGUAAGCACUUUUGGAUCUCAUUUUCAAUUUCAUUUUCAUUUGAAUCGCUUUUCGAAUCCUAAAUGCCGAUGAAUUUAGAUCCGGUUACGUGAUUCCGUAAAUUCUUUUUUUUUCUACUGUGAAUUACUGAAAGGAAGAAGAUAAGAAAGCCCUUUUUAUUGAAUGUGAAUUGUGGAAUUUUUGGGUGUUUUGAUCAAGGAAAUUCAAAAUUCAGCGACCGGGUUCAGGGGGUGACUUGCCCCAAGGAGGUGAGUACAGCCCUUAUCCUGUUGUACGGAGAGUGAAUUCAACCCAUUCUAUAAUGAUGGAUGAAGAUAUGGAGAGUGGUGCUUUGGGUUCUUAUCAUGACAGACCAAGAACUUUUCCUAAUAUGCGUACUAAAGCUUACACACCUCUGCUAUUUCGUAUUCUACUGGGUAUAAAUGUUCGUGUUCUGGUCGUUCUUUUACUGCUGGGGUUUGGAGCUAUCUUUUACGUGGGUGCAAGAACAUCUCCAAUUAUUGUGUUUGUCAUCUCUGUUUGUAUUCUCAGCUUCCUUGUGGCAAUAUAUCUUAUGAAGUGGGUGCUUGCUAAAGAUGAGGGUCCUCCUGAAAUGGUUCAGAUAGCUGAUGCUAUACGAGAUGGAGCUGAAGGAUUUAUCAAGACCCAGUAUGGAACUAUAUCCAAGAUGGCUAUGGUGCUUGCUCUUGUCAUUCUUGGCAUAUAUUUGUUUCGCCGCAUAACUCCUCAACAGGAAGCUUCUGGCAUAGGAAGGACAACAUCUGCAUGCAUCACUGUAGCUUCUUUCCUUUUAGGUGCCCUUUGUUCAGGAUCUGCUGGAUAUGUAGGGAUGUGGGUCUCAGUUCGCGCCAAUGUCAGAGUCUCUAGUGCCGCGAGACGGUCUGCAAGAGAGGCAUUGCAGGUAGCUACUCGUGCAGGUGGUUUAUCAGCUAUCAUUGUUGUUGGUAUGGCUGUAAUUGGUAUAGCAGUCCUUUAUGCCACAUUUUAUGUUUGGCUGGGAGUGGACACACCGGGUUCAAUGAAGGUUACUGAUUUGCCACUUCUUCUAGUUGGAUAUGGAUUUGGUGCUUCCUUUGUCGCACUGUUUGCUCAGUUGGGUGGUGGAAUAUACACUAAAGCAGCGGAUGUUGGGGCAGACCUUGUCGGAAAAGUAGAACAGGGAAUACCUGAAGAUGACCCUAGAAAUCCUGCUGUUAUUGCUGAUCUGGUUGGAGACAAUGUGGGAGAUUGUGCUGCCAGAGGUGCUGAUCUUUUUGAAAGUAUUGCAGCUGAAAUAAUCAGUGCCAUGAUACUUGGGGGAACAAUGGCACAAAGGUGUAAAAUCGAAGAUCCAUCUGGCUUCAUCUUGUUUCCUCUUGUUGUUCAUUCAUUUGAUCUGAUAGUUUCAUCGGUGGGAAUAUUUUCUAUUCGGGGUACACGUGAAUCUGGAGUAAUGGCUCCUAUGGAAGAUCCUAUGGCAAUUCUUCAGAAAGGAUAUUCUGUUACAAUAGUUUUAGCUGUUCUGGCAUUUGGUCUGUCUACCCGGUGGUUACUUUAUGUUGAGCAAGCACCUUCAGCAUGGUUCAACUUUGCUUUGUGCGGGUUGAUUGGUAUUAUUACAGCAUACAUUUUUGUCUGGAUCACCAAGUAUUAUACCGACUACAAGCAUGAGCCUGUACGCACAUUAGCCCUUUCUAGCUCUACUGGCCAUGGGACUAACAUAAUUGCUGGGGUCAGUUUGGGGCUGGAAUCUACUGGUCUUCCAGUCCUUGUCAUCAGUGUGGCGAUUGUCUCAGCGUACUGGCUGGGCCAGACUGCUGGACUAAUAGAUGAAACAGGAAACCCAACUGGCGGGCUGUUUGGCACAGCUGUAGCAACAAUGGGAAUGCUUAGCACUGCUGCCUAUAUUCUUACCAUGGAUAUGUUUGGCCCAAUAGCUGAUAAUGCUGGAGGAAUUGUAGAAAUGAGCCAGCAGCCUGAAAGUGUCCGAGAGAUCACUGAUGUCCUUGAUGCCGUGGGUAACACAACCAAAGCCACCACCAAAGGCUUUGCCAUUGGCUCUGCUGCGCUUGCUUCUUUCCUUCUGUUUAGUGCUUAUAUGGAUGAGGUUUCUUCAUUUUCUCUCGAACCUUUUAAACAGGUUGAUAUUGCAAUUCCAGAAGUUUUUGUUGGUGGGUUGCUGGGUGCCAUGCUUAUAUUUGUCUUUAGUGCUUGGGCUUGUGCUGCUGUUGGCCGAACUGCGCAAGAGGUUGUUAAUGAAGUAAGAAGGCAAUUUAUUGAAAGGCCUGGUAUAAUGGAUUACAAGGAGAAACCAGAUUAUGCUCGCUGUGUUGCAAUUGUAGCAUCUGCAUCAUUAAGAGAGAUGAUAAAACCUGGUGCUUUGGCAAUCAUUUCACCUAUUGUAGUUGGUUUUCUAUUCCGAAUUUUGGGCUACUAUACAGGGCAACCCUUACUCGGAGCUAAAGUUGUUGCUUCUUUUCUGAUGUUUGCAACAGUGUCUGGUAUUCUUAUGGCACUUUUCCUGAACACAUCUGGUGGUGCCUGGGAUAAUGCAAAGAAGUACAUAGAGACUGGAGCUCUUGGAGGCAAGGGAAGUGAUGCUCACAAAGCAGCAAUAACAGGAGAUACAGUGGGAGACCCAUUCAAAGACACGGCCGGGCCUUCACUUCAUGUCCUUAUAAAGAUGCUCUCAACGAUUACGCUGGUAAUGGCUCCCAUCUUCCUGUGAGAGUUGUUGAUAUCGCCAUUAUGGCCUUGAAAAAGCAUACUUGUGCCAAUUUGAUUUUGAUAUUUUUGGGAGAAUAGGGAUAGGUUGUAUGAAUCUAUUAUGUAUAUCGAAGAGCCUGAUUUAUAGCCACAGUGAGUUUUCUUGUUCUUGAUCAGAAUAAGAGAUGUUAGUUGACCAAUUAAAUGGCAAAUAUAGAUAAUGUCCCUCUUA